GAUGGGGGCCAUGGGGCAUUCGGGGUCUGAGUCGAAGGGACGAAGGGGGAACCAGGGCGUCGAAGGCCGAGGACCUUUUGUUGGGUCCGUGCGCGAGAGCCUGCCCUUUGCUGCUUCUUCCGUCUCGCUGUUUCCGCCGGACACGCGUGUAGUUUUGCCUCCGCAAUCCAGUGCCCACUUCCGCGAAUUGUGCAGGGGUUGCAUACAGCUUUAGCAAUUUCCCAGAUCCGCAUCGAUUUUUGCGGAUUAGCUUCUGGUGCAGCGGAGAUCAGCGCACAGCGGAGCUUUGUAAGCAUGGUUCCGAGUGGUGGAGAGAAUCAAGCCUUGAGUAAUGAAUGUGGCGUGAGAUCGGAGGGGGCGGUCGGUAGAAGCUCGUCCGGUUGGGAGUCCGAGUGAAUGAUUUUCCACAUGGCUCCUACUCACAAAUCUCUUGAGAUUUUGAGCAGAUACUUUGAAGCUCUUAAAAGACGAGGAAUGCUCGCCGAUGAAGCUUCUCUUGAGUUCAAAUAUUCCAGCAGGCCAGUUGAGUCUACGGUGUCGGAGAGGUGUACAUUAAUGGAAGAACUGGGGCACGCGAAAGUUUCAUCAAAUUAUGGAGAGCUGCUAAGAAUGAUCAGAGCUACCUUUUCCUCGGCAAAUGCAUUAAGCAAGUGUUUUCUGCCAUCCAAUGGAUCUGGGAGUGGAAGGGAAACCUCUGUACCCAAUCAUGCAAAAUCAACGAUUUUGGUCGCCGGCGUCGACUUGGCUCUGCUCAAAAGAUUUUAUGAUGCUGUUAUCGAACUGGAAACAGGGGAAGUGAAAUCGGCCAUUAUGGAAUCAAGUGAUAAGCUUUUAACAGAUUUGCUCCUCUCAGUAGAUCCAAAAAACGGAACUCGGCACUUGGAGCCAACCCCCGUGAUUCGGACGAUAAUCGCUCUUCUCGAGAAUAGGCUUUUCAAGUCACCUGACUAUCAUAACGUGCUGACGAAGCUGUGGAAGCUAAUUCUCAACCUUCCUUCGAAUUGCAAGACCAUUUUGUUGCAGGCUCUUGAGAAAUAUAGCAAGGAGCAUCUGGAGCAGCUCGUUUCGAUUGUUCAGACCUUUAUCACCAGCAAUGUCGGCAGUGACCAGGUCGUUAUAGGAGUGGAUGUACUACGAGAAAUCUAUGCUGUCAACGAAAAAUCUCAACACCUUAGCUUCACAUCCUUCUACAAUGAUGCAGUGAACAACGAUGAGUUUGACUUGAAAGAGGACUUCCGAAGAUGGAGGAACCCGGACAGGUUCCCGUUUUCCUUCUGCAAGUAUCCGUUUAUCUAUGAUCCGUCAAGCAAAAGCAAGAUCCUACAGCUGGAUGCAAAUGUUCAAAUGAGGCAUGAAUUCCAAGACGCAGUUUUGCGGUCAAUAUUCAUUGGUGCCACGUGCCCUUACCUGGUUUUACGAGUGAACCGAGAAAAUCUAAUCCGAGAAACGAUAUUCCAGAUACAACAACAAUCAGAUGAUCUGAAAAAACCUUUGAAGGUUCAGUUUCUUGGAGAAGAAGGUGUUGACGAAGGGGGAGUCCAGAAGGAGUUCUUUCAGCUUGUCGUUCGAGAGGUCUUCGACCCUAAGUAUGGGAUGUUCUCUUAUAACGAGGAGACGAGGUGUUUUUGGUUUAACUCUUCACCCCUAGACAUGGAUACCGAAUACGAGCUUGUCGGUAUAUUGCUUGGAUUAGCUAUAUACAACGGACACAUCUUGGAGUUGCACUUUCCGAGUGUAAUUUACAAGAAGUUGCUCAAUAAAACGCCAACAUUCGAGGAUCUUGCUGAGGUGAAUCCAAUUCUUGCAAAAGGCCUGGAGCAACUUCUAAGUUUUACGGGAGAUGUUGAGGCUGUCUUUCUGCGUUCCUUCCAAGUGUCGGUACAAGAUAUAUUUGGGGACAUCAGAACGGUUGAUCUCAAAAACGAUGGAGGCAUGAUUCCGGUGACUCAGGGGAACCGGAAGGAGUACGUAGAUUUAUGUGUGGAGUACUACAUGGAAUUAUCGAUACAGCGUGCGUUUGAGGCCUUCAAGCAUGGUUUCCAAAAGCUCUGCAAGGGUAAUGUUCUUGAUCUCUUCCAACCUGUUGAAUUGGAGCAGCUAAUCUGUGGUAGCCCAGAACUUGAUUUUGAAGCCUUAGAGAGGAAUACACUCUACGAAGAUGGAUACAGGAAGGACUCCAAAGUAAUCAGCGAUUUCUGGGAGGUUGUUCAUUCUUUGGAUGAGGAGAACAAGAAGAGACUCCUAUUUUUUGUGACGGGUUGUGAUCGUGCACCUAUCAAAGGGCUUGCAAAUCUACAUUUUGUAAUAUCCAGAAAUGGAACAGAUUCCGAAAGGUUACCUACCGCGCACACUUGUUUUAAUCAUCUGCUUCUUCCUGAAUACAGCAGUAAGGGCAAGCUUAGGGAGCGGCUAAUGACAGCAAUUAGCAAUGCAGAAGGCUUUGGUCUCAUGUAACUCUCUCUGAGUGGUGGUCCUACAUCAUUGAACAGUGUAGGUUCUCUCAGAGGUGAGUGGUGAACCUUAUAUGCAGUAAAUUUGAGAGCAAGACCUUUUACGGAAGAGGUUGUACAGAGGCUUGAAUAUGGAGGUACUCACGUUAUGAUACAUUGAUAGUUAGACAUUGAGGUGAUGCGAGUGAGAUUCUUUCGAGCUCACUUUCCCUGCAUUUGUCAAGCCAAAUAGUGUUGAAUUGUUUAUUUGAUCACUGUAAAAUUUACCAGAAAAUAGUCGGAUCUGAUUAGUAUUCGGUGUCAUGGCUUACUCGAUUUAUUGAGUGAUCCUGUAACCAGGUCAUGCCUUGGCAUUGGUUGUAAUAAAAAGCUAAGUGAAAAGUCUGUACAAAGAUCCAGCUUGAUGGGGAGUAACCCUGGAGCUGGCCACGGCAAGAAUGAGACUGCGACUGAAAGUAGCAAAUUAGGAGCAGACGCUUUCUCGCUAUCUCCGCCUAGUAUUCUAAUAGCUAGUUAUGGCUGGCCGUUGCCAGAGGUCUCAAAGCUAACAAUUUGGUCAUGUAAAAACAUUUCAGGCAUACAUGGUUUAACCUUGUAAUCUCUUUGAAUCUAGCAGCCACCAGUCGAUGCAUCUCUUUCCCCUCCUAAGUCAAGGACCCACUGUGAACAUUGUUGGUCAGAUUCUGCAUAUUCCAGGCUGCGGCUCUUUGCUUGUAGAACAUAGUUUUUGAGAACUUUUUGCCGAUGGGCUUCAGUGUUAGCAAAGCCUGGAGAUUUUCCAGCUUAGAAACAGGCAGGUGCUCAACGACCUUGGAAUGUGAUUCACGGUACACGGGUAUCAGGAAGGAAGUGGGCAUUGCUUCGGCAGAGCCCAUACAUCGUUGGGAGGGCCACUGCAGAGCACUUUUACGUGGGUGAGCAGAAAAAGAGAAAGUAGAGAGACACUUGAUGAUUAGCUUAUUCAUCCAUGGACACUGCAUCAGAUGCGGCUGCAUUCGAAUUCACUCCCCAGCUCUAUAUUUAGGAGCAAAAUGGUUCAUUCGAGACUGGAUCUAUGUCAGGAACGCCUGUCGGUGAGUGGAAGCCUAAACCUCAAAACUGAAUUGCAUUGGUAUGGCAUUUCAGAGUUUUAACAUGACAUGUUAUUUUCUUCCUCGUUGAAGGUAGAGAACGGAUUCGGAACCUACUGUUCACACUGGCGGAAACAGAGAAACUUUACUACAGGGCCACUUCCCCAGUAAGGUUCACCUUUAUCUAGAAGAUGGUGGAAUAAUCUGGAUAUUUCGGUACUCACGAGCAUGUAAUGCGAACUGUUAAUGGGGUGUCAUCCCCAUUGUAACUUCCUUGUACAUUCAG
Molecule: messenger RNA, 3806 nt
Organism: Marchantia polymorpha subsp. ruderalis
Lineage: Eukaryota; Viridiplantae; Streptophyta; Marchantiopsida; Marchantiales; Marchantiaceae
Source: the annotation of a GenBank genome assembly